Blastomyces gilchristii SLH14081 is the source of this 528-nucleotide messenger RNA. RefSeq lists its product as uncharacterized. Lineage: Eukaryota; Fungi; Ascomycota; Eurotiomycetes; Onygenales; Ajellomycetaceae. Bases 1 to 528 code for a protein of 175 amino acids. The transcript has a single exon. The record is from RefSeq and is a predicted model, not a curated record.
AUGCAUCUCUCUUCUGUAUUCAUUGGUGCUCUCACUGCACUCAUCUCUGUUGUUCAUGCAGAGAGUGUGGUUGCAAAGAGAGCAGAUUUGGGCAAUGCUUUUGUAUUUAUUUAUUGCAAUUUCACUGUCUUUCUUGAUGUUGAGGCUGGCGGCGUUAGCACCCGGAGAACCCUUAACGGCAGAAAUCAUGAUUACUACCAUGAGCCAUAUGGAGGCGGCAGCGGCGACGGCGUCAGUUUAACACUAUCUCACACGGAGGGUCGGGACAGUUCCAAUUCACGAACGACAUUCCGCUAUAAAUUAAGCGACGGUAAUUCGACUGUCGGGUACAGUUUGGGGAAUUCAGGUGGUAACCCAUUUGAAGGGCAUAAACUCACUCUCAAGCCCUCGGAUGACCGUUGCCCCAGGAUUGAAUGGCCGGAUGGCAUCCCGACAGGCGUAAGCAGUGGCUCCUGCGGAUCAGGCGCAAAUUUGAUCUUGACAAUGUGCCCACUGGAGCGACCACGCCAAGAGUUUGAGGAUGAGUAA